GCCGAACUCCUCUUCCGACACCACACGAGGAGUAGCUCGCCUCGCGCUCCGACCGGCUUCCGGCGGCCAUGGCGAUGAGCGACACCGGCUCGAGCUUCGCGCCAUGGGCCGAGCUCUUCCACCGCGACCCCACCCCGGGCCUGCCCGUCGCCGAUGACGCCGUCGCGGCGAGCCCGCCGACCUCGGGCGGGUCCGGCGGGAGCCUGACCAAGGCGGCCCGCCAGCAGCAGCAGCAGCAGCUGGGCGUCGACGGGCCCCGGGUCGGCAAGCCGGCGCGGCGGCGGUCCCGCGCGUCGCGGCGCGCGCCCGUGACGCUGCUCAACACGGACGCGACCAACUUCCGCGCCAUGGUGCAGCAGUUCACGGGCAUCCCCGCGCCCCCCGCCGGCGCGUUCGGGGCCCCGGUCAUCAGCUUCGCCGGCGACUACGGUUUCCCGCCGCCCUCAGGCGUCAUGUCCUUCGACCACCUCCACCGGAGCCACCCGCCCCCGGCGGCGCCGCUCCAGGACCAGCUGAUCCGCACGCAGCCGCAGUACACCGGCGGGGCCUUCGGCUACAGCAACAGCAGCCUCCUGCACGGCGGCGGCGGCGACAUGUUCGCCUCCUCCCACGGGCUCGCGUCGGCGGCCGAGGACCGGAUGCUCCUGCAGAGCAUCCAGCAGGCGACGACGGCCCACCACCACAUGCCGCCGCCGGCGUCCGCCGCUAACGCCACCGCUAAUGGCUUCUUCGCCUGAGCAAGCAAACCGAUCGAGAUGCCGGAGAGCUGAAGUGAAGGAUUAACAUGAAAAAAAGUUCAGUCAGGAUCGAUCAAAUUGUGAUGCUUAGUUUCCUCUUGGCAUGUGAUGCUUAGUUUCCUUUUCCUCCUCCGCUUGUUCAAUUAGUUCAUGCAGAAGCUCGGUUUGUCGGCCGCGGAGGUUGUAAAUAUCUUGUUAAUUUUGAUGACCUGUACUCAGUCUUGGUCACUCUCAUGGUGAUUAGUUCUCAUCCAAGAUUUAUCCUGUU
Molecule: messenger RNA, 1005 nt
Organism: Panicum virgatum (switchgrass)
Lineage: Eukaryota; Viridiplantae; Streptophyta; Magnoliopsida; Poales; Poaceae
Product: VQ motif-containing protein 22-like
Exons: 1
Coding region: 69-737 (222 amino acids)
Source: RefSeq, a predicted model, not a curated record